Fusarium odoratissimum NRRL 54006 is the source of this 2756-nucleotide messenger RNA. RefSeq lists its product as uncharacterized. The transcript is spliced from 2 exons. NCBI's taxonomy places the organism in Eukaryota, Fungi, Ascomycota, Sordariomycetes, Hypocreales, Nectriaceae. The coding region runs from base 917 to 2425 and encodes 502 amino acids. The record is from RefSeq and is a predicted model, not a curated record.
GGGUCCUUCGUCAUUUCUGCACGGCACUCAACCUCAGCCCUUACUCAAUCUUAGAGGCUGCACUACAAUACGAUUAUACGUUAUACUCGUAUAGCAAUCAUUUCUAGGCAGACUUAUUCAAUGCGAAUACUCUUAUUGUUUAGUUGCUUGUUCGACCAAUGGAGUCAACCCCUACUAGGCUGACCUGGACUGACUGGAGACUGUCCGCGUAUCACGUAUCGUCAUCCACCCUCGUUUUUCGCAUUCGCGAGUCGUAUCCUUUCUCGUUAUUCGCCAAGAGCUCGGUUCUAGGGUUGACGUUGACUGGUCUGACAUUCGUUUUGGAUCGUGAUCCUUGUACUGGAGCUUACCCCUCGUUCGGAAGUUUCUUAAUUCAUCCAUCAUAUUGGCGUGUUUCCUCUAUAUACUAAGGGAUUAAGAUGGAGAUGAGACUGGGUUACGGCAUCACAGCGUCAACUUAUCCCAUCAUUGACCUACACAUUUUAACAGUUGUCAUCCUUGAAAACACUCAUUGUUCUGAGCAGGGUCCAUUCCCAGUUGAGGUCAUGGCCGACAUAUAAUUUCCCGCCCCUUGGAGAGCUUUCUCACCUGCAAAUGAUCAGGUCAAGUUUCGAGGCACCUACUGUAUUUGCGAGCAGAUUCUCGAGGCGAUAUGUAUGAGGUUUUGAGGGGGUUAGAUAGGAGAGCUCGCCUUGCUACUCUGUUGCAUUCGAACAGAGUCGAACUGACCACUUGUCUAGAUUACACCUUUGAACCCUAUCUCACAGCAAAACCAAUAGCACUCAUCACAAGUAUCGUGAACCUAAAUCUGUACACUUUAAUUUUAAUACACAAAAGUUUACUCUGAAGAACUUUUCUCUCAAAUAAUGGAUUUACGAGACUGGCCUCUUGUUUCCUCAUUCAUUACCUUCUCAUCAUGGCUAACCAAACAACCCAGCAGCCCAGAAUGAGACUUCGCAGCUCAGGCUGCCUCAGGUGGUCGUAUCUACCACAAGAGAUUCGCCGGAACAUUCUAAACACGAUAGUCGAUCAGAGAAAUCCUCGCUGGUCUGCUUUGGCCUCGGUAUCCAAAGAGUGGCAAAGCGUUAUCGGAACGAGAAACAUGGCCAAGCUGAACAUUCGGCCAUCUUGCUUGGAGGAUUUUGAGCAAGCGGUGGUUCGACAGAGAGACCUUGUGAGGCAUAUCUAUCUCAAUGUUGAUCUGACCGAAUACAAGUGCACUCUUUGCAAGAAUAAGUUUGCUGUCACCAUAGCGGAGAAAAAUAACCGUCUUAUGAGUAAGGCGGUUACAAAGCUUUUGACUAUUCUCAGCACUUGGAACACAACAGGCCCCUUGACGCUGGAACUCAACGCGUCGUCCGCUAGUGACUCGAAGCACUGGUUUAAGAACUUUCGUUUCAACGACGAGCACGAUGCUCCUUAUGGCCGAGACUCAGUUAUCCCUAUGGAAGUGAUGCAUAGUGACUGGCACGACCCCAAGCAUGGUUGGGAAAAUGGUGUCCGGGUGAAACCUCCCCCUAUCAGCGCAAAUAAGCGGCUAUUUGGGCUUAUCAACCUUAAUGGCCCUCCGUAUUCUAUUCUCAAUGUCAACGCAGUUACCCGUUUCAUGAUCCGUCGGCAAUUCCGCCAUCGUCUUGGUCCUCGCGAAUUCGCAUCACUUCUGUCCAAAUUCAGCCGCCUCACAGAUUUGGUUUACGAACCAUGGCCCCAGAAAUAUACAGAUUCCUAUCGGUAUCCAUGGGAUCCGGCAUUGAUUGGCAUGCAUUUGCCCAAGACUCUCAAAAGAGUAAUCCUAUUUCAGGACUUCAAACAAUACCUCACCGAGAACAUCCGUCAAGAUUUAGAUCAUUCUUAUUACGCAAUUCUUCCAAUACAUUGGUCGAAGUUCAAUCUCCCUGGCAAUGCCAAGAGCAUCGCUCAGACAAGUCUGAGACUCAAUGAACUCGCCGUCUCAUUCUUUAUCGAUGCCGUGAACUCCUUCAAGGCUUGCGAGGAAGAAUGGACAUGGGAUUACCUGCAAUCUCUAUCCCUAACAUCAAGUCUACUCCUGCAAAAUAUAAAGGAACAGAAGGGUCGCAUCGGUAGCCUUCUUAUCACCGCAGCAAAGUUCUUACUGCGAAUGCCGAACCUGACCACCAUGGCACUCUGGAGUGGGGGAACAGGGAAAGCAUGUGCUUUCAUGUAUACCAGGACAAAGCACUAUGCCCAUGUUACCUGGCGAGGAACCUGGGACCUGGAGAUCAGCCGACAAGUCCUGGAGGCAUGGGAGGGUGUUGCCAAGCUCCAUUCGGUGGAGCUCAGAGUCAGGCAUGAGCGCCUUCAGGAGAUCAUUAGAUCUCAUGGAGACGCCAUUUUCCAUCUCAACUUGCCAUGCCAGGUUAUUGAGCCUACAUCUCUCUGGCAGAUCCGGAUGGAGGACGCCUAAAGACUCUAAAGUAUGUUCUCUUGGUGCUUGAGAAUGGAAGUUUGCUCUCUAUUUGGGCAGAUGGCGAGGCUGUGUAGGCGGAGAGGCCUGUCAUCAGGGAGCAAGGAAUUUUCUGACCUUGAUCCAGGGUGUCAGAUAUUACUGCCUACAUUACUUAGGUUAGGUAGUCUAAAGGUCUACUCAACUUGCCUAAAUCUUUAUGUCAUUUAGGAUAGACGUCCUAAGUUUUCGUCUCUCUUAACCGAGUGUUAAAAGAUAUUUAGCACUUCUGGUAGCGUCACAGCAUCAAGAUAUGGCCUUCCAAUCAUCAAUUCAACUACUUUCGUAAACC